AAAAAAAAAAAAAGACAAGCAUGGAUAAAUUCCCUGCGGUUUUCGGUUUUGGUAUGCUGAUAGCAGUUUUUGGAGUUGCAGGAAACUUGGUGUCUGACAGCAGUUGCAUGCUCCAUGAGCUUGAAAGUUUUCACAUACAAGAAGACAGCGAGCUGGAUGUUUUUGACAUUCCGACAUGGAAAAGUGAACGAGGUUGCAAGAUUCUUGUUAACGUGGAUAGCUUUGGUGCAGUUGGAGAUGGAGUUUCUGAUGAUACUCAGGCUUUCCAGAAAGCCUGGGGUAUCGCUUGCAAUACAACAAAUGCAGUUUUCUUGGUACCCCAAGGACACCAGUAUCUAGUGAAUGCUACAAAAUUUCAAGGGCCAUGCGCGGAUAACCUAAUCAUCCAGAUUGAAGGAACUAUAGUAGCUCCAGAUGAGCCUAAUAACUGGGAUCCGAGAUUUCCACGAACAUGGCUUGAUUUCACUAAAUUGACUGGAGUUCUUUUCCAAGGGAAUGGCGUUAUUGACGGCUCAGGCAGUAAAUGGUGGGCCGCAUCCUGCAAAAAGAACAAGACAAAUCCUUGCAGAGGGGCACCAACAGCAUUUACUAUUGAUAAAAGCUCAGCUAUAAAGGUAAAAGGCAUCACCAUCAAGAACGCCCAACAGAUGAAUUUUGUCAUCUCUCAUUGUGACGCGGUGCGAGUUGAUGCAGUGCUAGUCUCGGCUCCAGGAGAUAGUCCCAACACUGAUGGAAUCCAUAUCACAGCAUCUACUAAUGUGGUUCUCCAAGACUGCAAAAUUGGAACAGGGGAUGAUUGCGUCUCAAUUGUCAGUGGUACCUCCGGAAUUAAGAUGAAGAGAAUCUUUUGCGGACCAGGACAUGGAAUCAGCAUCGGAAGUCUUGGGAAGGGCAACUCCACUGACAUGGUCACAAAAGUGGUCUUGGAUACGGCAUACCUCAGGGAGACGACCAAUGGCCUCAGGAUUAAGACUUGGCAGGGUGGUUCUGGUUAUGUACGUGGUAUCCGUUUUCAGAAUGUGAGGAUGGAAAAUGUAUCAAACCCGAUAAUCAUAGAUCAGUUUUACUGCGAUUCCCCCAAACCUUGUCAAAAUCUGACAUCAGCGGUGGAAAUAACCCAAGUCAUGUACAUGAACAUUUCUGGAACCACAAAGAGUGCGAAGGCCAUGAAAUUUGCGUGCAGUGACACAGUUCCAUGCAGCAACAUAGUCCUGACUGACGUCAACUUAGAGAGGGAGGACGGCCAAGUGGAAACAUACUGCAACUCUGCGCAAGGCUUCGGGUAUGGCAUUGUGCAUCCCUCAGCAGAUUGUCUGAAUUCCCAUGACAAAGACUCUACAAUCACCGAUCAGACCUCUGAAGCUGAGCUCGCAGAUCUCACUAGGGCGGAUAUUGUGCACACGGAGCUCUGAUUUGGCUCCCUAUAUGCACAUAACUAAAUAACUGUUUGACAGUAUACGGAACAGGGUUAAUGAGCUUGUAGAGUGCUCUCUAGCAAUGUAAAGGAAUCUUGGAGGGAGGUUUAAGGGGCAGUUGCGGAGAAUAUUACUAUGUAGACGAAUUAUAGUUAUGAAACUGAUCACUGCAGAUGAUUAUUAUAAAGAAUGAUUUCCUACUACGCCCGUCAAGUUUUUGAAAUGAAAUUCUCGAUGCAGGAUGGAUU
This is a messenger RNA of Malus domestica (apple), 1663 nucleotides long. RefSeq names its product probable polygalacturonase At1g80170. The record is from RefSeq and is a predicted model, not a curated record. Gene Ontology annotation, biological process: carbohydrate metabolic process. NCBI's taxonomy places the organism in Eukaryota, Viridiplantae, Streptophyta, Magnoliopsida, Rosales, Rosaceae. Gene Ontology annotation, molecular function: polygalacturonase activity.